This is a messenger RNA of Synchytrium microbalum, 1953 nucleotides long. RefSeq lists its product as uncharacterized. Bases 1 to 1953 code for a protein of 650 amino acids. Gene Ontology annotation, molecular function: hydrolase activity, hydrolyzing O-glycosyl compounds. Lineage: Eukaryota; Fungi; Chytridiomycota; Chytridiomycetes; Synchytriales; Synchytriaceae. The record is from RefSeq and is a predicted model, not a curated record. Gene Ontology annotation, biological process: carbohydrate metabolic process. The transcript is spliced from 13 exons.
AUGUCGACAGCUUCAAACAGUAAAAUCAAUCAGGAGCAUGGAAUGAUUGGAAACAUGAGGACUGCUGCACUAGUCUCAAACGAUGGAUCUAUUGAUUUCAUGUGUCUACCUCGCUUCGACAGUCCAUCGAUCUUUGCUAAAAUCCUCGACGUUGACGCAGGACAUUUCUCAAUCCAACCAACCACAAACGAUGGAAUUAACGCUAAACAGCAAUAUCUACUCGCUACAAACAUCUUGCAAACACGAUUCUUGUUUGAUGAGGGUGUCUUACAGUUGACGGAUUUCUUUCACCGGAACGAGCGACAAAGGGUCACAAAACCUUUGUUGCCGUGGCUGAUUCGCAUUGUAGAGUGCGUUAGAGGGUCUGUGGUUGUGAAUGUUAGCUGUGAGCCUGGAUUUGGGUAUGCGACGGAGAAGCAUGUUGCUAAAGUUGAUGGGUUGGACGUCAAAGAUGAGACAUUGACGAAUAGUGAAUCUCAUCUCAAGAAAAGUCGAGUUGUGUUCACGUCAGAGAGUGGAUUUGAAGUUGACUUGCGCUCUGUUUCAGAUAGCGAGAAUCCAGUAAUACCAAUACAGUGGAAACUUAUUGAUGGCUCUCGCGGGCCAAAAGCCUUUGCAGAUUUCAAGCUAGAAGAGGGACAGAGUGUUGCCUUUGUCUUUCGUCAAACUGACACCAUCGCCGGCAAUUUGGAUCCGCUACUCACUUGGUCAUUGUUAUCAGCUCUCAAGGCUCAAACUAUGGAAUAUUGGUUGGAAUGGAUUCGAAAGUCAAAUUAUAAAGGAAGGCACCGAGAACUAGUUGAACGCAGUGCUCUGGUACUCAAACUACUGACGUAUGAACCAUCAGGUGCCAUUGUCGCAUCUCCAACAUUUGGACUACCUGAAGAGAUUGGUGGAGUGAGGAACUGGGAUUAUAGAUAUGUUUGGAUACGAGAUAGUGCGUUUUGCAUAUAUUCUUUCAUUCGUAUUGGGUUGACGGAUGAAGCUGAAGCUUACAUGAGGUGGAUUGAAGCAAGACUCAAGGAUGCGAAAGCUGACGGCUCCCUAUCCGUAAUGUACACCGUCGAUGGCGGCCGUGUCCCCGAAGAACGCAUACUCCCCCACCUAGAAGGAAACCGCGGCUCGAAACCAGUCCGAGUCGGCAACGGUGCACGCGACCACCUCCAGCUAGACAUAUACGGCGCACUAAUGGACUCUGUCUACCUCUACAACAAGUACCGUGCACCAAUCGGAUACGAUACCUGGGUAUCAGUACGAAAAAUCGUCAACUACAUCUGUGACAAUUUCCAUCGUCCUGAUAUGAGUAUAUGGGAGAUUCGUAGCAAUCCUCGUGAAUUUCUGUUUUCUAAAGUUAUGUGUUGGGUUGGUCUUGAUCGUGGUAUUCGCUUAUUGGAGAAGAGGAGUUUGCCUUGUGUAGAUCGGGCGAGGUGGUAUGCUGUGCGGGAUCAGAUCUAUGAAGAAAUCAUGACCAAAGGUUGGAAUCCGACUCUGCAAACUUUUACGCAAUCUUAUGAAGGACGUGAUGAAGGAACACUCGAUGCUGGAGUCCUAAUUAUGCCAAUGGUCUUUUUCUGCUCUCCGGUCGACCCACGAAUUCUGUCAACUAUAGCUCGAAUCAUGAAACCACCAGAGAAAGGUGGUCUCACGUUGAACGGACUCGUAUACCGAUACAAUCAUUGGUCUUAUCAUGAUGGAUUGACUGGUUCUGAAGGUGCUUUCCUGAUGUGUACAUUCUGGCUUGUCGAAGCUCUUACUCGAGCAGGCAAACAUGAUCCGUCACUGCUUCAGACAGCCCUCACAUUAUUUGAACAGACGGUAUCAUAUGGCAACUCUCUCAAUCUGUUUUCAGAACAAGUCACCAAGACCGGUGAAUGCCUCGGCAACUUCCCGCAAGCAUUCACGCAUCUCAGUCUCAUUUCAGCUAUAUUUAACUUGGACAGAAUGUUACCCUGA